Sporothrix brasiliensis 5110 is the source of this 2220-nucleotide messenger RNA. Its product is annotated as c6 zinc finger domain containing protein. The coding region runs from base 1 to 2220 and encodes 739 amino acids. Gene Ontology annotation, molecular function: DNA-binding transcription factor activity, RNA polymerase II-specific; zinc ion binding. Gene Ontology annotation, biological process: regulation of DNA-templated transcription. Lineage: Eukaryota; Fungi; Ascomycota; Sordariomycetes; Ophiostomatales; Ophiostomataceae. The record is from RefSeq and is a predicted model, not a curated record. The transcript is spliced from 2 exons.
AUGGUUGGCGUUCCAGGCCGCUCCAAGGGUUGCAAUACCUGUAUACAGCGGAAAGUGAAGUGUGAUGGUGGCCAGCCAGCGUGCGGCAACUGCCGCAAAUCCAACCGACUAUGCACGGGCUACAAGCGGCCCGUGGCCUUUGUCAUGUCGUCAAACGUGGCCCUCGGACCGGACGCUGUCGAAGACCCAGAAGGUGGCACCAUCAUGACACAGGGCCGCUGGCGCAAGCGGGUGCGCAAAACCCCCAAGGCGCUCGCAAAGGACCCGAAGCCAAAACGAGCCCAUGAACAAACACCCACCCUGGCAGAGGCUGCCAUCACCGAGUUGGCAGAUUCAUCGUCUCUUGCUCCGAGCAGGUCAAGCAGUGGAACGCCGCGAGCCAUUGAUGCCGUCGACCUCUCCACCACGGUGGCACCGGCCGAUAUCAAGCAGUACUGGAAGCAGUACAUCUACCACGACACGGAGGACGCCGAGACGGGAGCCGACGAUGGCGGGCACAGCAACCAUCCCAACACCAACAGCACCAAUGCGCAACAACUGCAGCAGAUCAUCGCCACACGACGCGGACCGAUGACCGUCGAGACCCUGAGCCGCGUCAUCUCCAUCCUGGAGUCGAGCGCCAACGUUGCCUUGCUCGACUUUGCCUCACCCAUGGCGCUGUCGGCAUCCGCUGCAGCCGCGGGAUCGCGCGACAUCAGCAUCGCAGGCACGGAUGUCUGGCCCGUCGGCUCACCCUUCGCCCACGACGUCGGCUCUGAAGCCGUCUGGCGCGAGCAGCUCUUCCCCAUGUUCCUCAGCUUCCACCUUCCCAAGGAAAUCUUCAGCGGCUGCAAGACGACGACGACGUCCAUGCGCUCGCGCAACUGGCUGCUGAACCUCCGAGACACGUCGCUCGACGGCGCACCGGCCCUCGAGUCCGCCAUGACUGCCUUGUGCAUGGCCCGCGUCGGCCGCCGCAGCGGCAACCUGGCUCUCGUCCAGCACAGCCUGCGCCUCUACACAAAGGGCCUGCGCCAGCUGCAAGACGCCAUCCACGACCCGGCCACGCAGCUGGCCGACCAGACCCUGGCCGCCUGCAUGGCCUUUUCCAUGUACGAAGUUGCCGAGUGCCCGUCACGCCACAUCAACGGCUACUACUCCCACCACACGGGCGGCCUGGCGCUGCUCAAGAUGCGCGGGCCCGACGCCCACAUCACGCCGCUCGGCCACUCGCUGUUUGUCUUUAUGCGCGUGCAGCAGUUCAUCUAUGCGCUGCUGAUGCGCAAGGCUAACUUUCUGUGCGAGCCCGCCUGGACCAACCGGCCGUGGCAGACGUCGGCCAAAGACCCGCAGGACAAGUUCAUGGACCAGAUGUACUGCAUCCCCGUGCUCCUGGAGCAGACGGACAAGCUGGCCGAAGCCGCCGCGCACAAGACCAUUGGCCACGAGGCCCUCGUUCGCGGCUACUGGGACCUCAUCGUCCAGUACGACGCCAUCUACCGCUGCCUGCUGCGCUGGCACAAGGACCUGCAGGCCAUUGUCGCCGGCCCUCUGUACUGGCCGGAACUGUCCACCAUCGCGUGUCCCGUGUUCGACACCAACGGCCGCGGCCGACCCUUUGCCGUUUCCUUCCACUUCCCAGCCUUUUCCAUCGGCCAGUCUGUCGUGCUUUUUUGGGUCAUCUCCAUGGUCGUCAACUACCAGAUACACGUUUUGUACAACCGCAUCAUUGAGCUGCAGCUGUCGCCCAGCUACGCGCCCGGCCCUCCUCGGGUCCCGGAACCCACCGACGAUCCGUUGACGGCGGCCGACGACAUUUCCGCUGGCAACUGGUCCCAAGAGCCUGCCGUCUCGCCGGCAGCGCCGUCGCAGUCCAUGCCGCCGGGCUCCGGCCCGGAAUCGGCCACUGCCGACGGCGAAUUCCCGCCGUCCAUCCCUGCCAUGCAAGCCGCCGCCCACGACGCCAUUGGCAUCACCCGCACCGUCUGCAACAACAUCUGCCAGUCCAUUGAGUACUUCUUGCGGGACGAGAUGGGCGACGUCGGUCCGCUGUCCAUGAUGCUGCCCCUGACCUCCCUGCGCCAUGUUCUGGUCCGUACGGUCCCCAUCAAGCCGUGCCCGCCGAGCCCACACCCGGACCGGCCGGGCGAGACCUCGGACGACGUGAUCUGGGUCGAUUUCCUUAUGAGAUACAUUGGCACCAAGGGCCAGCAGCUGGCCAACUAUCUCGACGAUGACUGA